This is a messenger RNA of Tachyglossus aculeatus (Australian echidna), 435 nucleotides long. RefSeq names its product ubiquitin conjugating enzyme E2 D1 (gene UBE2D1). The record is from RefSeq and is a predicted model, not a curated record. Gene Ontology annotation, molecular function: ubiquitin conjugating enzyme activity. Lineage: Eukaryota; Metazoa; Chordata; Mammalia; Monotremata; Tachyglossidae. The transcript is spliced from 7 exons. Gene Ontology annotation, cellular component: nucleus. Gene Ontology annotation, biological process: protein polyubiquitination; ubiquitin-dependent protein catabolic process. The coding region runs from base 1 to 435 and encodes 144 amino acids.
AUGUGUAUUGCUGAGUGGCUAGAAUUAAGUGAUCUACAACGAGAUCCACCUGCACACUGCUCAGCUGCCUCUGUUGCUAUGUUCCACUGGCAAGCAACUAUUAUGGGACCGCCUGAUAGUGCCUACCAAGGGGGAAUAUUCUUUUUCACAGUACACUUUCCAACAGACUAUCCUUUCAAGCCACCAAAGGUUGCUUUCACAACAAAAAUCUACCAUCCAAACAUAAAUAGUAACGGAAGUAUUUGUCUUGAUAUCCUGAGGUCACAGUGGUCACCAGCCCUGACAGUAUCAAAAGUGUUGUUGUCCAUAUGCUCCCUACUUUGUGAUCCCAAUCCAGAUGAUCCCUUAGUUCCAGAUAUGGCACAAAUCUAUAAAUCAGACAAGGAAAAAUACAACAGACAUGCAAGAGAAUGGACUCAAAAAUAUGCAAUGUAA